CGACGGUUUCCAGGGAAGUUUCAUCGAAAUGGGCGUCAGACAACCUUGGCGCCAUGUGGCGUGUGUUGCGCGUUAAUAAAGGAGCCCGUGGGCGCACUGGACGUGGAAGCGCUUCAUGGACGCAUAAGCUCAUGCAUCAGUGCCAGUUGAAGCCGCGGAGAGUCAGCGACUAGAGACCGAAAAAGAACCGAACGAGCCCCGCUGUAUGUCGCUGCAGCCUGCGCACGUUCGCCCGCCCUCCCGGCUCUAGCAGUUACGAAUUUCUAUCAAGUGAAGCAACCGCAAAGAGUAGAUUGAAACAAAAGGCUGAAGAACAACACUCGCUCCUUAAAGAGGUAGAACAGAGAGCGAUGGACCGAGUGCUGAGCUCUCCGACGAAGCAGAAGGCGCUCGUGCAGCUCAUGAGCUCCGAUCCGUCGUUAUUGGACGGACUGGACGACGAUGUGCUUUCGUCGAUCACGUUAUUAUCGGAUCCUCCCAAGAAAUCAUGGGACAGGCGGCCAGCGCUAUUGAGUCGAGAGAGCAGUAAAGGCGAAAGGAAGACCAUCCAGCUGUAUCCAGACGAUGCAGCUUUUGUAGAGAAGAGGAAGCCGACGUUGGCACUUGCGCCUGGAGGGAUUAGCCACGCGAAGAGAGCGACGUUGGCUAGAGCGAAUACUGUGUUGCUGUCGCCAUCGAGUAAUGCGAAGGCUCUAGCUGCUACAGCAAGCAGCAAGCAGGAUGGCAGGAAUGGCAGUGAGUUACUGACGGGCACCGGUUCGAUGCGUCAGACACACGUGCCUAGAAGAAGUACGUUCUAUCCGACUGUGCAGCGUGAUAAGCCUCUACCCGUGGUACUAUUCGAUGAUAGCAUGCUGAACGUGGAUGGAGGCACAAAAACGACAAAAUCUCCACAAGACAAUGGCAGGGGUGGUUCCACGAAGAAAAGAGCCAAAAGAAUGAGACGAAGACAAAGGAAAAUAGGUUCCAACAGCAGCGAAAGUGGCAGUGACAGCAGCAUCAACAACAGCGAGGAUGAAUCCAACCAACGCGAAGCCGACAAAACCCGUUUAGUAUCCGCGUCAAUGACUCGUGGCAGUGCCAGCUUGGAGUCUGAUAGCGAUGACGGAGCCCAAGCAGUCAGUGCAAUCACUGCGUCAACUGUGUGUGCUUCUAGAUUGGCAUCUGGUUUACUGCUGGAUCAUCAUUAUUUCGUCUCUCGAGGCCAAUGGAUCCCACGAAGCGCUCGGAAGGCAUGCUAUGUCUGUAUGAGAGAGUUCAACGUUCUUCGAAAGCGUCAUUCAUGUCGGAUGUGCGGUGAAGUAAUCUGCAGUCGGUGUUCCGUGCACCGAGAAGUGAAUUUACCGGUAAUGGAGAAUAAGCUCCGCAUUUGCUCCUGUUGCUUCGUAGCAUACAGGAAGAAACUGGAGGAAAGCAAUUUACAGAGUCACGAUGAUGAAGCAGACAGUUAUGAGCUUGCAAAUGAUAGUAGUGCUGACCAUCGGGAGUCGGCAUCACGUGGUGGUUCACUUGCUGCCUCGAAUCCGGAUCCACCUGAACUAUCAGUCUCUAACGCGAUGCCAUUCCAAGUAUCACCUUCGCUUUCGCCAUCGGAGAAUACAUCAGACCGUUCUUCGUCGCGGAAUACGGUCAACACGCUGUCAGACGUGUCGUUCAGCAGCGAUAUGGCUUAUGAGAACUUCUCGUCGGGUAGUUUUUCUGGAUCCCGUAAUAUGGAAGAUGAGCUUGAGGCUGUUCUCAAAGCGAAGCAGCUCGAGAAGGAGGUCGAAGCAAGUCAACAACGCAUUCAAGCAUUGGAGGCACAAAUCGCUACUCAAGAAAGCCAGCAAGAUCUUCUUUCCACGGAGCAACAGACUCAACUUCGAGAAGCUCGAGCUACAAUAAAAAUACUGCAAGAAAAACUUCGCAUGCAAGAAGUGAACGCCAGACAAGCUGCGCACAAUCGCGACUCGAUCUGUCUGAGUAAGUUGAGACAGACCGAGUUGUACGCUAACGAAGAUGAUGAGAGUGAGGCACUAAAGAAGAAGCUCAAAGUGCUGGAGCGACAGCUUAAACAAGCUGGGAUCUCCGUGGCGGAGGUUAUUCCAUACGAAGUGGCGAAGAAAAAAGUGGCAGAGAUCUCGAGGAGACUUCAGGAAAUCGGCUCGUCCGAGGUGGUUAUGGAAGACAAACAAGCGCAAGCUGCAGCGCGUAAGGAAUACUACAUUCUUGAGCAGGAAAUGGAGAAGUAUCACAUGGCUCUUGUCAUGACGGACGAGUACAUUGAAGAGCAACGGCUUCUAGAGCAAGAAUGGGAAGACGCGAAUAGAGAAGCGAACGCCGAAGCCUUACGCUUGUUACGGUCUGCGAUUCCAGUGGACAUCUCACGAUUGUCUGAGAGAGAAUUGAUAGAGAUCGCCACGCCGACAGGAGCGAAAUUUCCUGCUGAGCUUGCAAGGCGACUGAAGCGCACGAAUGUGCUGCAACUACUGCGAACCGAUCCAAAGACUAUCGUGAAGAUGCAUCCGAGUGUUAUCGAAGGAUACCGCACUACAGGGCUUACAUUACUUGAGCGCCGCGCUCUUCAUGGAGUGUUGAAAGAACCUUUCAAAGAGUGGAAGAAACAACAGAAAGAUGAAAUGGCACAGAAGAAAUACGCUUGGUACUGCAAGCUUAAAGAAGCCUUCAUCACUGCUGCUAGAAACCUCACGAACCACUGCAGAUCGUCUGAAACUGGGUAUGAGAUUGAUAAUUUAGUUAUCGGUUCCCAGCACAAUUGCGACCUUGUGGGCUUGGCGUGUCCAGUACGCACGGAGGAGAGGGUGCGAAAGCUAUAUUAUGGUCUGGGGUUCAUACCGGAGCCUGAGUUUAUAAAGGAGGAGAUCUUGAAAAGCGAUCCUGAAAAUGCUGGUGAGAAAGCCUUGCUGGAGGCGCAAGCCCACGUUCGAGAAAUGGUAGCUAACCAACGCCAAAGAGACCUGAAAGCACACUACAACAUGAACAUGCGCGAGGUUGCACAAGCGUUGGGUGCUUUGGAAGAAAUGGACUCGAUUCUGGAACAAAUACGAGCUCUAGAUAUCUCCUUCCCAACCUCGGGAGGUGACGAUAUUGAGCAGCAGAGCCAGUGUAACUCAUUGUUGAACAGUACGCGUGAGCUGACGCUGUUACUCUCGAAACGUGCGGGAAUCUGCAUUAUGGGAAAACGUGACCCCGCCAAAGAUGAAGAAGAUACGCGUUCACCAUUCGAGGUUCGUGAGGCGUGUCAAGCAAUUAUCUUCUUACAGGGGAUACUGGCCGACGUUAAGGCUUUACUUUUCGACGAUAAAGGCAUGAUCCGUGAAAAUAUUUCUAUCACCGCAGCAGCAGCAUUCAAGCCUGUACAGGAGCUGAUCGACGAUGUACACGAGAAGAAUUCAGCAGCGCUGGGUGAUGAUAUUAGCUCUAUGAAUGGUGUGAAUCGAGUGCCUUGGGCGAAGAGGACAGUCGUCCAUACAUCAAACGACAAACAGCUUCUUUCACCGCAGACAUUAGUAAAUCGAUCCGCAGCUCUCCCCACCAGUGCUCUUCUCUUUGAUGCUAUCAAAGCUCGACGAAAGCAAAACAGUAAACGCUUCAGCACAAGGGACAGCAUCGCCAAGAAUGAGUCGCCAACAGAGACAUCACAACCCAGUAAACCUCUCGACUUGAUGGCUGCUAUUCGAGCUCGAAAGCGUGCACAGUCCGGUGACGCUACACAACACUAGCAGCGCUGGUGCUGCGGUAUCUGAAUGCAUAGGGGGAAAAAAUAUUUUGCGAGGCAUGGUAUCUCCCAUGCCAAAGUUUUUGGGUGUGGGCUUCGCGCUCUGUUAGGGUAGAGCGCAUAGUGGAAUACCAAAUCACAGUCGUUGCCACUUCACUUGGU
Phytophthora nicotianae INRA-310 is the source of this 3880-nucleotide messenger RNA. RefSeq lists its product as hypothetical. The record is from RefSeq and is a predicted model, not a curated record. NCBI's taxonomy places the organism in Eukaryota, Oomycota, Peronosporomycetes, Peronosporales, Peronosporaceae. The coding region runs from base 351 to 3722 and encodes 1123 amino acids. Gene Ontology annotation, molecular function: 1-phosphatidylinositol-3-phosphate 5-kinase activity; metal ion binding. Gene Ontology annotation, biological process: phosphatidylinositol phosphate biosynthetic process. The transcript is spliced from 2 exons. Gene Ontology annotation, cellular component: endosome membrane.